CACAAAUCUCUUUCUCAAGGCAAAUCAGCAUUACAAAUUCCAUUUGUAAUGCUGAGGAAAGUUGUAAUGCGAUUUCUACUAGUACGAUGCUUUUGCAUUUCAUAUACUCUCUGCAACCGCAAAUCCGAUGAGAAAACGUUUCCGGUUGGCAGAAAACCAACAUGGACUUUUCAAAUUCGUGUACGCAUAAAACGACAUCACAUAGCUUGUUUUCAACACCAUAUGCUCCUCGCAGAACAAUAAAUGCACAGACACGUGACAGCACCAACUUACAGCAGCGCAAUUACAGUCUGGCGCACUUAGUACUCUCGCGACCGCAGUAGCACUGGACGCGCGAUCGCUUCUGAUGCGGCCGAUGUUGUUCCAUUUCACGACCACUUCUAAGGAGAAGAAGUGCACGCGUUCGUCUGUAGGUGUCCACCCUUGUUUUACUACUACACACCCGGAGGUUUCCAUCUUCUCUGGAAGAUUUUGUUUCGUAGAUCAACGUCGUGAGGGUGCAGACCUCCUGGAUCUAAACAGCGCUGCAGCUGGUGUUGUGCCGUCCUCGAUCAACAAAGUUCAAGAGAUCAUCUACUUGUUCAGAAGCAAAAUAAGCAAUGUGCUCGCGUCCGCCCUUAACCACCUCCACUUUCUACCACGCAACUUCGCUGGAGAACGCGGAGAAGCUCAUCGAAAGUCAGAAAUUCCGCCUACCAACCCGCAGAGAGGCGAUUGACAGGGGCUUGAAACUCGGCGCGGCGGUGUAUUUUGGUAAAAAUGCGGAUUAUUGCAUCCACGAAGCCGUGAACACAAUGAUGGAUUUAGAAAGGGGAAGCAACUGCAGUUCAUCUUCGGGUUCCUCAACCCCUUGUUCCUCUCAAGCUGACAGAAGCCCAUGCGAAGAAGCUGGAACCAACACUUCUACAUCAAAACAGAAACUUCAAAAGCAGGAGAAAAAAGCCAAAUAUCGGAAAAUGAUCCAAGAAAAGUACAGGAUCGUGUGCCUCUCGUGCGACAUUGACGCUGGUACAAUUUGCGAUUUCGGGUCGUACGACGACAGGAAGUGGCCGGAGUGUUUGCCGACGCUACCGAAGCAUCCGGAUUGCCGGAAGGCGGAUCAGGCGAAGAAGAGUGUUGCGGGGAAGAGGAUGAAACAGCGGGAUUGGGAUAAAUACACGGAGCUGAUCGAUUUGGAAUAUUUGAGGGAAUUUGGAUACGACAGCAUUGUUUUAAACAGAGAUGAAAAAGAUGAUGGAGCAGAAUCUGCUUACGCGUUUGAAAUUGCAGUGUAUGAUGUGGACAGAAUCAAGAAUAUUCGAAUGGCUGAUGUUGGAUGUUGGAAAUAAGAAUAGCUCUCAGAUGAAGAUUUUUGUUGUGCUUGACAUAACG
Amoebophrya sp. A120 is the source of this 1371-nucleotide messenger RNA. The record is from the annotation of a GenBank genome assembly. Lineage: Eukaryota; Dinophyceae; Syndiniales; Amoebophryaceae.